Messenger RNA from Aspergillus melleus, 522 nucleotides. RefSeq names its product FAM207/SLX9 family protein. Gene Ontology annotation, biological process: maturation of SSU-rRNA from tricistronic rRNA transcript (SSU-rRNA, 5.8S rRNA, LSU-rRNA). The record is from RefSeq and is a predicted model, not a curated record. Gene Ontology annotation, cellular component: preribosome, small subunit precursor; nucleolus; 90S preribosome. The transcript is spliced from 2 exons. The coding region runs from base 1 to 522 and encodes 173 amino acids. Lineage: Eukaryota; Fungi; Ascomycota; Eurotiomycetes; Eurotiales; Aspergillaceae.
AUGGCUCCCAUUCGAUCCGUCAAGAAACAAGCGACCGCAAGAAAGCCGCCUAGGGCCGGCACCGCAACCCAGUCCGGCAUCUUCAACGAUGACUUCCGAACGACAAAGAAGGACAAACGUCAGAUCAAGCAUAACAGCUUCAUGUCGAAGAUUGAGAAGAACUCUCAAAAAUCAGCCAAGAGCCGCAGGUCGUCCAAGAACCUGGCCGCCAAUCUUGACUCGUUGGCCGAUGCCCUGCCCGAAGCCGAAGCAUUCAAUGACCCGGAUAACCAGGUGAAAGUGAUCAAGCAAACGACUCUCAGGCAUAAACCGGGAGCCAUGAAACGGCGAGAGAAGCUGGAGAAGACGGAAAGAGACCGCUUCGCGAAGAACAUGGCGCAGAUGUCUGGCAUCGAAGCGGCUGCAGCAACCAGUGCGGGAUCGGAAGGGGAUUCUGGCGCCGUUUCCAAUAGAUGGGCUGCCCUCAGGAGCUUUAUCUCCCAGACGAUGGAGCAGCAGCCCGCAUUCAAGGCGACCAAGUAG